Molecule: messenger RNA, 1407 nt
Organism: Rotaria sp. Silwood2
Lineage: Eukaryota; Metazoa; Rotifera; Eurotatoria; Philodinida; Philodinidae
Source: the annotation of a GenBank genome assembly
AUGUUAGACAAUACACCUUGUCUUCCUGAUAUAGAACAAGCACUCAAUCGUUAUUUUCCUAAAAUAAAGAAUGAACUUUCAUUCUUAUUAACAUAUCAUCCAAUAAUUGAUUGUGAACAUGGUCGGUAUUUAUUAAUCAAUAAUGCACCUAUUUCUUAUCCUUCUGAUGGUACUGGAUCGAAAUUAUUCUGGUAUUUAGGUAUUCUUAAUGUAGCACAUAGGUUGAAUUUAACACUCGUAUAUUCCGAUUGGACUGCAGCACAUGAUAAAGAUGAAACAAAUACCGAUAGAGAAAAAUAUUGGCAAUUUUUCCAUUGGCAUAUUCCUUUAUCAGCUUAUCGUCAGUGUCCAGACAACUCAUCUAUUAAACGGUAUAUAUUUAAAUAUAAUUUUCUAAAAAAUCAAACAUUGCAUGAAUAUCAUCAUGGUAAACAACCAUUUACAAUCAAAUCUCAUCUUCAAACAGAAUUCGAUGAUUUCAUAGCUAAUCUUCCAGAAGAAAAUACCGGCUUUACAUUUUAUUCUAGUCGAACCUUUACUAUAACAUCAUCACUAAUGGAAAUAGGUAUCGUUUUUGAAAUUCGUUGGUGGCUACAACAUAGAAAAUUAUACAAUGCACAUCAUGGUGUUUGGUCAGGUGUUCAUGUUUUGUCUAAUUACCAACCAACUGAUUAUUUUCAAUAUAUAACAUCAAAUAUGGUUCAAACAAACAAGGAUAUGAUUGCUUCCAAAUCAAAUGAAAAUAGUAGAGACAGUUUUCUUCGACCAAUUCAAUGUCCUUCAAUUAAUGUGCAUGAUGUUUUAUUGAUCGGAGUACAUAUACGUCGUGGCGAUAUUAUAAAACGAGAUAAUCAAGGUCGUAUCAUAUCGAUUAUUCUAUUUCGUUACAUUGCAAAUUCAGCUUAUGCACCAUUAUUAGUUUCUAUUAUUAAUUCAUUACCUAGUCCAUUACGCAACAAAUAUUUAAUCACAUUUUAUAGUGAAGGUGUAAUAGAUGAUUUUCAAGAAAUACUUAUUGACUUACAAAAAGCUGUACCUAAAUCACGCUGUCGUGUCUCGUUUUUCUUAAAUGGUCGAACAUCAGAAACAUUUAAUCGUUUAGUACGUGAUGAUAUUUUAGUUAGUGCAUUAAGUACAUUUAGUCUGGCUACUGGCUUAUUUAAUAGUCGACAAUUAAAAUUAGGACCAUAUCAUAAUCAAGGAAGAGCACAUGGGAUGAGAAAUUAUAUAGGAUUAGAUCUAGACACGAAUCAUACCAAAUUUAUAAUUCCAGAAGCAAAACAAAAACUAAUCAAACGACGGAUACAAUAUGUAUGGAAACAGAAACAAGCACAGAGAAAUACUCCUAUUCCAUUAUGGUUAGAUAAUUAUUCAUCGAAUUAUCCGGAACAGUUUAUGUUAAUUUAA